Messenger RNA from Ahaetulla prasina, 348 nucleotides. It is a transcript of the gene PYURF, whose product is annotated as PIGY upstream open reading frame. NCBI's taxonomy places the organism in Eukaryota, Metazoa, Chordata, Lepidosauria, Squamata, Colubridae. The record is from RefSeq and is a predicted model, not a curated record. The transcript is spliced from 2 exons. Bases 16 to 348 code for a protein of 110 amino acids.
GCUCUACGGCGAAUCAUGCUCGCCCUGCCCGGCUUGCGGCUUCUGACUCACCUCCCGCGCCAGGGGCUCCUGCGGGCCAGCCGGCCGGCUUGCGCGGCGGCGGCGGAGAACGGGGGAAAAACCACCGGCCAAGGACCGCAAGAGCCGCCCUUCGACGCCGGGCUGCUGGAGAUCCUCGUGUGCCCCCUGUCGAAAAAGCCGCUCAGAUAUAACGAAACCACAAAUGAGUUAAUUAAUGAAGAACUAGGUAUAGCGUACCCCAUCAUAGAUGGCAUUCCUAAUAUGAUACCUCAGGCAGCAAGAAUGAUUGGCAAGGAGAAGCAGGAAACAGAAUCUGAGCAAACCUAG